GAGUUUUCUUACCAAUUCUCGCUGUUGCCGUUUUGGUGUUAGCUCUUACUUUCCAUCAUCCGGCGUUUUCGGGUGACUCCACAAUGUCCGAAAUGUUUAUAAACGAUCCUCUUAUCUCCGUUUAUUGUAUCGCAUGAGCACGACUCUUUUUUCCCUUAUAAUGUCAUCUCGGUCUUUUCGUUAUUUUGUCUUCGAUCCAACUAAUACACCGUCAUAUAUCCGUAUAAUCUCGACAUUCCUGCCCUUCUUGCGGACAUGAUCUGCGUCUGCACUGUUUGCUUGCUCUACAUACCAACCAAUUCCACCGGUCUAAUCUACGAAUUGGCCGUCUCAAUACACCGUCGGAAUUAAUUACUUCCGUCAAAAGCAUCCAACUCAGUUCUUUUCUUUACAAUGGACAUCAAUUCUAUCGUAUUACAAACAUCAAGGAUGGAAGGGGAUCCUCCUCUGCCUCCUCCUCAACCCCGGAAACGUCGCAGGCCGGCCCUGUCCUGUAUUCAAUGUCGACGUCGGAAGAUAAAAUGCGAUCGAAACAUGCCAUGUGGCCAAUGUAUCUCAUCAAAGACAUCAGAAUGCCAAUAUAGCUCCGAUCCAGCUCCACAGUCCAAAAGAUCCCGGGUUAAUGAGAAUGGCCAAUACCCUGUUACAUCUUCAGCCGUAGGCCACAGCCCUGGAAGUACCACCCAUGCAUCACCAAACAGCAAUGGCGGGACAGAUAAUGCAAUCAGGGGUAUUUUACCGAAUUCUACAAGCUUCUGGGCUGAAAGAACCACUAUCGAUGAAGGGCCACUUCCACUUCGUGGACAGACCACUGCACCACGUCAAACCCCUUCGGACCCAACUGUACAAGCUCUUCUAGACAGAGUACAUAAGUUGGAACAGAUAAUAUCUGAGAAUGAUGCUAUGGAUGCUGGCCCAAGUCUAGUUAACGCUCCAUACGUCAGAGGCCCUAGCUUAAGGGGAAGUCUUUCCAAAACAAGAUUCUUCGGGCAAAGUCAUUGGGUGAACUCAAUUGAUCAAUCUAACCAUCUGAACAAACUCAAAGAACUUGGGCCAUUAAGUAAGGGAGGGGAAGUUUUUGAUUUAUUGAACAAAUGCAAGGCAUUGGGUAAAAAGGCAAAGGAAUUUAGAAGUGCGAAAUCGUUAGUACCAAGUGAAUACCGUGGUUAUGUCCCGGAGAAGGAGAUAUCCGAUCGUCUCGUCAACGCAUAUUUUCGAACUUUUGAAUCCGUCUAUCGAAUAUUACAUAUUCCAACAUUUGAAGAGGAAUAUGCAUCUUAUUGGAAGGAUCCUGAGGCAGCAGAUAUGGCUUUCGUCAUAAAGUUGCUACUGGUGAUGGCCAUCGGAACAACCUUUUACGAAGAUCCUAUACAGGCCAGUUCUUUACAUCCACAAGCUGAAUAUUGGAUUGCUGCGGCUCAAGCUUGGGUAUCAGCACCAUUCGAAAAGCACCGUCUUAACAUUGUAGGUCUGCAAAUUCAUUGUCUGCUUCUUGUAGCUCGUCAAGUGAAAUCCGUUGGAGGCGAUCUCACAUGGAUAUCUUCUGGUUCUGUCUUUCAUUUGGCUAUGUCCUUGGGUCUCCAUCGUGACCCGGUACACUUUCCCAAGAUGGGCGCAUAUCACGCAGAAAUGCGAAGACGACUUUGGGCAACAGUCUUGGAACUCUCUUUACAAUCAAGUCAAGAUCUUGGAAUGUCACCUUUAAUCAAUACACAAGAUUACGACACGCAGCUACCAGCGAAUAUCGAUGAUUCGGAAAUCAGUGAAACAACCAAAAAAGUACCAGUGUCAAAACCCGUAACGACAUUUACUCGAACUUCAAUUCAAAUAUCCCUCAUGAGGACCUUCUGUACGAGGCUCGAAAUAGCAAAGGCCGUCAACAGCUUCAGAAAUGAAACUUCAUACGAAGAUACGUUGCGUCUAGGAUCUACGCUCUCAGCAGCUAGUCGCUCUAGCUCUGCAUUACUUCAGUCAUUCCUUAGAUCUAAUUCUGAACAAAAGCCAAACCCUUUUCAAAUCAAGCUUCAUGACUUUUACUCAACUCAUUUCCUUUUAGCAUUGCACAGGCCUUACGCAAUUAAAGCCAAGGUCAACCCAACCUAUUACUUUUCUCGAAAAGUCUGCCUCGAAACCUCUUUAUCUCUUCUUGCACCAGCAGUAUCAAUUCCGGGGCAAUCAAACGUAUCCCAGCCUGACGAUUGGACCCUGUUUACCUGGAUUUCAUCCGGUGUCAUAAAGGGGAGCUACAUACAUGCACACAUAGGCCUUGGCCUUGAACUAAACCAACAACUUGAAGAGGAUCCUCCACUGUCUUUAUCAAUCAACCCACCACCACCUCAACAAGUAGAAAUUCUACGCGUACUUAAGAUUGGACGUGAUUGGUCUUCUGAACGAAUAAUGAGAGGCGACACUAAUAUUAAAGGGCAUGUGUUCAUAUCCUGCAUAUGCGGUCAAGUUGAAGCUCUCCAGAAGGGUGCUUGUCCUAAUGAGGCAAUCAUAACCGAAGCUCGGAAGAGUGUAAACCAUUGCUUACAGUUAAUGAUGGAUAAAUACAAAGACCAAGAAACGCAGACAAGUGCAGUAGCAAAUUGUAAUCUAUCAGUGGAUUCCGGUCUCAACGGUGUCGGCUGGGACGCAAUGAUGCAAGACCCAAAUGUCAACUUCAAAUUUCCAGGAGACUGGGUCUUCUCUGGGUGGGAGGAUGGUAAUUUUAUGAUUUGAUAUGGUCGGUCCGUUUAUUUGUAUAAUUAGCUUCAGGAUAAAUCAGUGUAUUUACACGGCAAAUAGAAAUUUAUCAUUGAUUACA
Molecule: messenger RNA, 2806 nt
Organism: Botrytis cinerea B05.10
Lineage: Eukaryota; Fungi; Ascomycota; Leotiomycetes; Helotiales; Sclerotiniaceae
Exons: 4
Coding region: 394-2721 (775 amino acids)
Biological process (GO): DNA-templated transcription; regulation of transcription by RNA polymerase II
Cellular component (GO): nucleus
Molecular function (GO): DNA-binding transcription activator activity, RNA polymerase II-specific; RNA polymerase II cis-regulatory region sequence-specific DNA binding; zinc ion binding
Source: RefSeq, a predicted model, not a curated record